CCAGCCUCUCGAGGGCGGCUGGGUGUCAUCGCCUUUGGCCUCGGGAACCUACCAAGGGAAGCGGCCCGAGGGCCAGGAAGGGGAGGCCUGGUUUGGGGACGCCGAGAUGCCUGUUUGGGGUCCAUCUGAGACUUUUCUGAAUCCUUUGGAUCCCGGAAUGUAAAUGGGAGAUUAAUAGGGGCAAUGCCGGGGGCAGGAGGCGUCUAGCUGGGGAAGGUUGACCCAAAUGAGAUCUGUACAGGUUACGGAGACUUUUUAGGACAUUGAGAACCAGCUUCUUAAUUCCUUUGGUCCACGAAAGGAGGCGUUGUGCCAUGACUUUUUAUUCGAGUCCAGGAGAAAGUUAAAAAGUAAAUCAAUAAGGAAGAUAUCAGACAGUGAGAAAUGCCCCCAAGUCGUAGAAGUCGUAGAAGCUGGGGGGAGGGCCACUCUAAAUCGGGUAAGGCUGUUCGGAGGAGGCCAGGUUUUGCGGAGAUCUGAGAAAAAGAGGGAAGUAGAGGAAUGAGCUUUCUAAGUGGAGAAAAAAGCCAACGGAAAGGCUUCUGAGGAAGGGAACGGCGCGAAGGCCAGGUGGCUUGGAGCAGAAAGAACAAGGGUCAGAGUGGUCAGUAAUGAAGUGGCAGGGCCUGAUCCAGCCCAAGACUGAAGAUGACAACAGCAACACGACAAGAAGUUCUUGGCCUCUACCGCAGAAUUUUCAGGCUUGCGAGGAAAUGGCAGGCGGCAUCAGGGCAGAUGGAAGACACCGUUAAAGAAAAACAGUACAUAGUAAAUGAAGCCAGAAUGCUGUUCCAGAAAAAUAAAAAUCUCACAGACACAGACCUGAUUAAACAGUGUAUAGAUGAAUGCACAGCCAGGAUUGAAAUUGGACUGCAUUACCAGAUUCCUUAUCCAAGGCCAAUUCAUCUGCCUCCAAUGGGCCUUAUCCCACUACGAGGCCGGGGACUUCGAAGCCAGGAAAAAUUGAGGAAACUUUCCAAACCAGUAUAUCUCAAGUCUCACGAUGAGGUUUCCUAGCCCAGAAGAAAGUAUAUUUCUCUGAAUGAGGAGCCACUAGUUCUUGAAUGUAAACCAGAUGACAAAACCCUUCUCCUUGAUUAGGGGCAAAAAUUCAAAUAUCUUCUUAAAAACCUCCAAAACAUUGGUACUCACCCCAUGAUGUAUGCUCACACAUCCCUACAGUUUAUCAGGGUCCUGCUGCCUGAGUGGACGGCACUAACCAUAGAGGUCAUGGACCUUACAUCCUCACUGAAGCAUCAUUUGGAAACAAGACUAAGAUUUGUGGGAGGAAGACUGAAGAACGACAGAGCUUUUCAUGGGAAUGCCAUUCACCAGACAUGCCAGCUGAUUUGAAGCAGCUGCUGGAAGUUCUCAUGACUACUAUAAAACUGUAUACCACUCUCAGAGUAUUUUUAAGUUACAGAUUUCCCGAAAGUAGGCUUUUUUUUCUCUUUUGUUGUCUUUUGACCCCUGCAAUUUCCAGAUAAACUCCAGAUAAACCAUAAUUAUUGAAUUUUAUAUGAGACCUAUCCCUGCCCCUGACAUACACAUACACAAAAGCACGUCUUAGUUAAAUGCGUAUGUUUACUUUAUCCUAAAGCAUGUGAUUACUUAGGAUGCACUCAGAAUCUGAAAGGCUCACUUGAAACUCAUACUGCAUUCAUUAUGAGUAUUUUACCUUAACAUGAUUAGAAAGUACAAGGGCCAAGCUGGCUUUCAAAUUAUGUCUAAACAUAAAUGGACUAAGGAGAGAUCAAAACAUGAAGAUUUUACACCCUUACAUUUGCGGAGUCAGAUGAGAUUCCCACGGCAAGUCAUUUGUACAUCAGUAUCAUUCCCUCUUAGCUCCAAAGAGGAUGCGCAGCACCAAUAAAAACAAAUAUCUAUCAA
Messenger RNA from Diceros bicornis minor, 1890 nucleotides. It is a transcript of the gene LYRM1, whose product is annotated as LYR motif containing 1. The record is from RefSeq and is a predicted model, not a curated record. Gene Ontology annotation, cellular component: mitochondrion. Lineage: Eukaryota; Metazoa; Chordata; Mammalia; Perissodactyla; Rhinocerotidae. Bases 649 to 1017 code for a protein of 122 amino acids. The transcript has 4 exons.